UGUAUAUUAAACAACUAACAAAGCGACCAUCUUUGAAAUUCUGCUCCAUUUACUUUUGCUGAGCGCGAGCUUUGGAGGCAGGGCGAAGAGGAAAAGAAUCUUUGCGUUCUGUUGCAGAAGAAACGACGAGUUAUAGAAGAAGAUCUACUUUGGAUCUCCCUUUCGUUGAAUACGUUGGAAUUGAAAUAUUUUGAAGCAGGACAGUGUAUGAAGAUGGAUAUAUGGAGCUUCAGCAAGAAAGCUCCAAUAUUAGUAUCUUGUCAACAUCAAGGAACCUCUCUUCCUCUUCAUCAGCAUUUGUCUCUGCAAUCCAGUCUCCUUUCUUCUCUCCGCGUUCACCACAGGCUUGUAAACCUGGUCAAAACCAAACAGAAAUUGCUGGGUCUUCAAUUGGCGCUGUUAUAAGUGGAAAAAAUGUUGGCUCCAUUGCUGCUUUUGAACAAUCAGAAUUAAUCUCCAACCUCAGAAGUUUGUCAUCAGAUAUUUCACCUACGCCAAGUUUUUAUGCAUCCAGAAAUUUUGAAGUCCCAACAACAAAUUUUAGAAGCCCAAAUAUUGUUUCCCCCAAUAAUGAUGUUUGCAGUUCAUCUAAUUACAGUCAAAGAACCAGCAAUGGUUAUAAAGGACGGAAAGAGAAGCAAAAGAGAUUUGGUAACAGCCAGGCAAAACUUUCCUUUUCUUGGUCACCAGCUACAAUUGCCUCUGCUGCGAGGUUCAGAAGCUGCGACGUAUACAUAGGUUUUCAUGGACGGAAACCUUCUUUGCUGAGAUUUGCUAAUUGGCUUCGUGCGGAGUUUGAGCUUCAGGGAAUCAACUGUUUUGCUUCUGAUCGAGCUCGGUGCAGGAAUUCCCGUAGUCGUGAUACGGUUGAGAAGAUGAUGCAUGCAUCAUCCUUUGGGAUUGUGAUCCUUACCAAAAAAUCUUUUGGCAAUCCUUACAGCAUAGAGGAGCUGAAAUAUUUCUUGGGCAAGAAGAAUCUCUGUCCAAUUUUCUUUGAUCUCAGUGCCUGCGACUGUCUUGCAAGGGAUAUUGUUGAGAGGAGGGGGGAAUUGUGGGAGAAAUAUGGCGGCGAGUUGUGGAUGCUCUAUGGUGGUUUGGAGAAGGAAUGGAUAGAAGCCGUUGAUGGGCUUUCCCGGGCGCUGAACUGGCAGCUGGAGGCAUAUGAUGGCAACUGGAGGGACUGCAUACUACAGGCAGUUGUUCUUUUGGCUACUAAACUAGGCAGGAGAAGUGUGGUAGAUAGAGUAAAUAAAUGGAAGGAGAGGGUGGAGAAAGAGGAGUUCCCUUCUGCAAGAAAUGAAGACUUCGUUGGGAGGAAUAAGGAGCUCUCUGAAUUGGAGCUUAUUUUGUUUGGUGAUGUUACUGGAGAUGGGGAGAGGGAAUAUUUUGAGCUGAAAACCAGGCACAGACGAAAAGGCGUGUUGGUUGGUCGGGCUGAAAACUUCGAAGAAGAAGACAAUGCGAAGGGUCAGCAAUCUGAGAGCAGUGGUAAAGGGAAGGAACCUGUUCUAUGGAAGGAAUCAGAAAAGGAAAUUGAGAUGCAGAGAUUAUGCAGUCCUGUGAGGCAGUACCGUCCUAUUAGAGUUAAAAAUGGCACAAGGUAUAAUCGGAGGAAAAGAUCAAUGAAGAUACUGUAUGGCAAAGGGAUUGCUUGUGUAUCCGGGGACUCUGGAAUCGGCAAGACAGAAUUGGCCUUAGAAUAUGCAUACAGAUACUCUCAGAGAUACAAGUUGGUGCUGUGGGUGGGAGGGGAAACUAGAUACAUCCGUCAGAAUUAUUUAAGCCUCCAAAACUUUCUGGAAGUUGAUCUAAGCAUAGAAAACUUUCAUCUUGACAAGGGAAAACUGAAGUGUUUUGAGAAGCAGGAAGAUGAAGCCAUCACAAGGAUUAGGAAAGAGAUGAUGAGGGAUAUUCCUUUUUUAGUUGUGAUAGAUAACUUGGAGAGUGAGAAGGACUGGUGGGAUAGGAAAGUUUUAAUGGAUUUCCUUCCACGUUUUGGUGGGGAAACCCAUUUCAUCAUAACUACACGCCUUCCUCAGGUCAUGAACCUUGAGCCCAUGAAGCUUUCCUACUUAUCUGGUGGGGAGGCAUUAUCCUUGAUGAAAGGGGGAGUAAAAGACUACUCUGUUACAGAGAUUGAUGCCCUUAGGGUCCUUGAAGAAAAACUGGGUAGGCUAACACUAGGUCUUGGAAUUGUAGGAGCAAUCCUUUCAGAGAUUCCAAUAACACCGAGUAGACUCCUGGACACUAUAAACAGGAUCCCAAGUAGAGAUACAGCAUGGAAUGACAGAGAUAGUGUUACAUUGAGACGACAUGCUUUCCUCGUCCGGCUCUUAGAUGUCUGUCUUUCAAUAUUUGAUCAUGCAGAUGGGCCAAGGAGCUUGGCAACUAGAAUGGUUCAGAUCAGCGGCUGCUUUGCUCCAUCUGCAGUGCCAGUGUCCCUACUAGCUCUAGCAGCACAUAAAGUUCCAGAAAAGCACAGUGGCUCAAUAUUUUGGAAGAAGCACCUGCUGAAUAUGUUCACCUGUAGCUUCACAAGAUCUCAUAUCAAGAAAACAGAAGCUGAAGCAUCUUCCAUGUUGGUGAGGUUUGGAGUGGCUAGAAGCAGUAGCAAGCCGGACUGCAUCCACUUUCAUGAAAUCAUCAAGCUAUAUGCUCGCAAGCGAGGGGCUGCCGGAGUUUCGUUAGCCAUGGUUCAGGCAGUUUCGCUCAGGGGCUCCAUUUCUCAGUCUUCAGAGCACUUGUGGGCAGCCUGCUUCUUGCUAUUUGGGUUCGGGACGGAUUGUGUCGUCGUCGAGUUAAAGCCAUCCGAGCUAAUGCAGUUCAUUAAACGUGUAGCGUUACCGCUCGCCGUCCACACAUUCAUCACCUUUUCAAGAUGCAUUGCUGCAAUGGAGCUCCUCCAGCUCUGCACAGAGGCUCUGGAAGUUGCUGCAGAGUCCCUUGUUUCUCGAGCUGAGAAAUGGUUUGAUAAAUCGUUUUGCUGCUUGAGGCCAGGGCAUUCUGAUGCUCAAUACGCUUAUCUGUGGCAGGAGCUGGCGCUUUUGAAAGCUACUGUGUUGGAAACGAGAGCUAAGUUGAUGCUCAGAGGAGGGAAAUAUGAUGUGGGUGAUGACCUGAUUCGCAAGGCCAUAUUCAUCAGGACUUCUAUAUGUGGUGAGCACCACCCUGACACUAUAUCCGCCAGAGAAACUCUAAGUAAGCUCACAAGACUUCUUGCAAAUGAUCAACUUAGUUAAUUUUGAUUUAGUUCUCACAGUUCAAUCACCAUAUAUUCUUUAAUGUGGUUUCACAUGCAUUAGAAUCACAGGAAUCCAUAUUACCAAAUAGCAAUAAUUUUUUUUUCUCUGAAUCUAUGUGGCUUCUUUGUCCAUCUUUGCACUGACUAUGCACCAGUUUUUUAACAGUUUUGACAAUUUUAAAAUCUUUCGAUGUUAUUAUGUAAUCAGUAACCCUGUAUAAAGUUCUUUGAAAUUUUCAGAGUUUCAUUCGGCUUUUCGA
Messenger RNA from Dendrobium catenatum, 3501 nucleotides. RefSeq lists its product as uncharacterized. The record is from RefSeq and is a predicted model, not a curated record. Lineage: Eukaryota; Viridiplantae; Streptophyta; Magnoliopsida; Asparagales; Orchidaceae. The transcript has 2 exons. The coding region runs from base 222 to 3239 and encodes 1005 amino acids. Gene Ontology annotation, molecular function: ADP binding. Gene Ontology annotation, biological process: recombinational repair; signal transduction.